GGGAGGCGGCGCGGGACGCGGCUGGCUGCGGAGCGGAGCGCGGAGCUCGCGGGCAGCGGCGUGCGGCCGCGGGCAGCCGGCGCCAUGCUGAACAACCUGGCCGACUGCGAGGACGGCGACGGCGGCGCCAGCCAAGGCGAUGGCAACCCCAAGGAGAGCAGCCCCUUCAUCAACAGCACGGACCUGGAGAAGGGCAAGGAGUACGAUGGCAAAAACAUGGCCCUCUUCGAGGAGGAGAUGGACACCAGUCCCAUGGUCUCGUCCCUGCUGAGUGGGUUGGCCAACUACACCAACCUGCCACAGGGCAGCCGGGAGCAUGAGGAGGCUGAGAACAAUGAUGGUGGCAAGAAGAAGCCAGUGCAGGCCCCACGGAUGGGCACCUUCAUGGGUGUCUACCUGCCCUGCCUCCAGAACAUCUUCGGAGUCAUUCUCUUCCUACGCCUCACCUGGGUGGUGGGAAUUGCUGGCAUCAUGGAGUCCUUCUGCAUGGUCUUCCUCUGCUGCUCCUGUACAAUGCUGACUGCCAUCUCCAUGAGCGCGAUUGCCACCAACGGCGUGGUGCCAGCUGGUGGCUCCUACUACAUGAUCUCACGCUCCCUGGGACCUGAGUUUGGUGGAGCUGUUGGGCUCUGCUUCUACCUGGGUACCACCUUUGCUGGCGCCAUGUACAUCCUGGGCACCAUCGAAAUCUUGCUGGCCUACAUCUUCCCAGCCAUGGCCAUCUUCAAGGCAGAGGAUGCCAGCGGGGAGGCAGCAGCGAUGCUCAACAACAUGCGUGUGUAUGGCACCUGCGUGCUGACCUGCAUGGCCACCGUGGUCUUUGUGGGGGUCAAGUAUGUCAACAAGUUUGCCUUGGUCUUCCUGGGCUGCGUCAUCCUCUCCAUCCUCGCCAUCUAUGCCGGGGUCAUCAAGUCUGCCUUCGACCCGCCCAGCUUCCCGAUCUGCCUCCUGGGCAACAGGACCCUCUCCCGCCAUGGCUUUGACCUCUGCACCAAGAUGGUGGUGGAAGGGAAUGAGACGGUGGGCUCCAAGCUGUGGGAGCUUUUCUGCACCUCCCGCUUCCUCAAUGCCACCUGUGAUGAGUACUUCACCAUGAACAACGUGACCGAGAUCGAAGGCAUCCCUGGGGCUGCCAGUGGCCUCAUCCAAGAGAACCUCUGGAGCUCGUACCUGACCAAGGGCGUGAUCGUGGAGAAGAGAGGGCUGCCCUCUGUCAGCGCCCCCGACACACCGGUGGACAUGGACCAGCCCUACGUCUUCAGCGACAUGACCUCCUACUUCACCCUGCUCGUUGGCAUCUACUUCCCCUCGGUCACAGGCAUCAUGGCUGGCUCCAACCGCUCCGGAGACCUGCGAGAUGCCCAGAAGUCCAUCCCCACGGGCACCAUCCUGGCCAUCGCCACCACCUCUGCGGUCUAUAUCAGCUCUGUGGUUCUCUUUGGGGCGUGCAUCGAGGGGGUUGUCCUGCGUGACAAGUUUGGUGAAGCCGUCAAUGGGAACCUGGUGGUUGGCACCCUGGCAUGGCCGUCCCCAUGGGUCAUUGUCAUCGGCUCCUUCUUCUCCACAUGUGGGGCCGGACUGCAGAGCCUCACAGGAGCCCCUCGCCUCCUGCAAGCCAUCUCCAGGGAUGGGAUCGUGCCUUUCCUCAGGGUUUUUGGGCAUGGCAAAGCCAAUGGAGAGCCAACAUGGGCCCUGCUGCUCACAGCCUGCAUCUGCGAGAUCGGGAUCCUGAUCGCCUCCCUGGACGAGGUGGCUCCCAUCCUCUCCAUGUUCUUCCUCAUGUGCUACAUGUUUGUCAACCUGGCGUGUGCCGUGCAGACGCUGCUGCGGACACCCAACUGGCGACCUCGCUUCCGCUACUACCACUGGACCCUGUCCUUCCUGGGCAUGAGCCUCUGCCUGGCACUGAUGUUCAUCUGCUCCUGGUACUACGCGCUGGUGGCCAUGCUGAUCGCUGGCCUCAUCUACAAAUACAUCGAGUACCGAGGCGCAGAGAAGGAGUGGGGUGAUGGCAUCCGUGGGCUGUCCCUGAGCGCUGCCCGCUAUGCCCUGCUGCGGCUGGAGGAGGGACCUCCCCACACCAAGAACUGGAGGCCACAGCUGCUGGUGUUGGUCCGCGGGGAUCAGGAACAGAAUGUGGUGCACCCACAGCUCCUCUCCUUCACAUCGCAGCUCAAGGCUGGCAAGGGGCUCACCAUUGUGGCCUCUGUGCUGGAAGGGACCUUCCUGGACAACCACCCACAGGCACAGAGGGCAGAGGAGUCCAUCCGCCGGCUGAUGGAGGCAGAGAAGGUGAAGGGCUUCUGCCAGGUGGUGAUCUCGUCCAACCUGCGCGAUGGCAUGUCCCACCUCAUCCAGUCCAGCGGGCUGGGCGGGCUGCAGCACAACACCGUGCUGGUGGGCUGGCCCCGCAGCUGGCGUCAGAAGGAGGACCACCAGACCUGGAGGAACUUCAUCGAGCUGGUGCGAGAGACCACAGCCGGGCACCUGGCCUUGCUGGUGGCCAAGAAUGUCGCCAUGUUCCCGGGCAACCAGGAGCGGUUCUCAGAGGGCCACAUCGAUGUCUGGUGGAUCGUCCAUGACGGGGGGAUGCUCAUGCUGCUGCCCUUCCUCCUGCGGCACCACAAGGUCUGGCGCAAGUGCAAGAUGCGGAUCUUCACGGUGGCACAGAUGGACGACAACAGCAUCCAGAUGAAGAAGGACCUGACCACAUUCCUGUACCACCUGCGCAUCACCGCGGAGGUGGAGGUGGUGGAGAUGCACGAGAGUGACAUCUCCGCCUACACCUACGAGAAGACGCUGGUGAUGGAGCAGCGCUCGCAGAUCCUCAAGCAAAUGCACCUCACUAAGAACGAGCGGGAGCGGGAGAUCCAGAGCAUCACGGAUGAGUCCCGCGGCUCCAUCCGGCGCAAGAACCCGGCCAACACGCGCCUGCGCCUGAACGUCCCUGAGGAGCAGGUGGGAGACGGCGAAGAGAAGCCGGAGGAGGAGGUCCAGCUCAUCCACGACAAAACCACCACCUUCUCCAGCAGCUCUCAGUCCCCUGGGGAUGAGGUGGAGACAGCCCCCGAGAAGGUGCAUCUCACCUGGACCAAGGAGAAGUCAGUUGCAGAGAAGAACAAGGCCAAGAGCCCUGUCAGCCCCGAGGGCAUCAAGGACUUCUUCAACAUGAAGCCGGAGUGGGAGAACCUGAACCAGUCCAACGUGCGGAGGAUGCACACGGCCGUGAAGCUCAACGAAGUGAUCGUGAAGAAGUCCCAGGAUGCCAAACUGGUCCUGCUGAACAUGCCAGGGCCUCCCCGCAACCGGAAAGGGGAUGAGAACUAUAUGGAGUUCCUGGAGGUGCUGACAGAGCACCUGGACCGAGUGCUCCUGGUGCGUGGUGGGGGCCGAGAGGUCAUCACCAUCUACUCCUGAAACCCGGCGUGCAGAGAGGUUGCGUGCACGCUGAGCCCUGCCACCCCUUGCACCGCGGCUGGAGGGAGGAGGGCAGGCCGGAUGGCACCGGUGCGCAGAAACUUCACCUGGCUUCGGCCGUGCCCCUGACCUCUCCAUGCGAACUGCAGCACCAGAUCUUCCGGGAGCAUCCAGCACCAGAGCAGCUGUCCCUCAUUGCAACAUCACAGCACUGCUGUCCUUGUUUGUACAUAAAUACAGACCGAGUGCCGCGGCUGCGCCGCCACCGCCGCCCGGCCCCAGCCCCGCCGCCCGCGGGCCCUGGCCAGGCAGGAUGUGGCUGUGCCGAGAUGGGCGCUGCGCCCUGCCGUGCCACCGCCCCUGCGUGGAGCUUGGCUGGACGCGACCGUGCCCCGUGCCCGCCUGCUGCCCGUGCCCUGCCUCCCCGCUGAGGCCCAGGGAGAAGAGAGAGGCCACCAGCACGACUUUUCUUGCCGGACGCUCCUCUCCCCACCUCUGGCAGUGCCCAGGGCUGCCUGCCGUGGAGCUGACCCCUGGCUGCCCCUCGCCACGAAGGACCUGGACAUCCACACCACGCUGCUGACUCAGUGCUGCCCGUCUCUGGAGGCCACAGGCCGAGCUUGCGGAGAUGCAGAGUGCUGGUUUGGAGGGGACAGGGGGCGGGGGGCAGUCCUAGGGGAGGUCCCACGACAGCAGCAGAGCUAGCCUGGGGUGGGUGGGUGCUCCCUGUCCCUCUUCCCAAUGACUCUGGGCUUGCUUUUCCCUGGCGCUCUCCUGGUGCUUGUGCCGUGGUUCUGGCCUGGAGCUGCGGUGCCCAGAGCUAAGCAGAGACCCCUCCUUGGCCACAUAGUGACCAGCUGGAGCUGCCUAGGGGUCGCUGACCACAUGAGGCACCGGUGCCUGCUCUUGGCACAGAUGAGUCCCAACCUGUCAUACCUCUCUCAGCUCCCCACCACUGCACUUGGGAACUGGGGGCCCUUAGGUCCCCAGCACUGGCCAGCCAGGCUGGUCCCAGCACUCAUGUGUGCAUCUGGGUCCCCCCAUGCCCCACGCUGCUCCCGCUGCUCCCCAGGGCUUCGCUGCUGGCCUGGCCCCAGCCCUGUAGAAUAGUCUGGAUCCCUGCGUAGUUUUUGAACAUAUGCAAAGUGUUUGCCUGGUCUGACAGGGCCAUACCCCAUGGCAAGGGGCAGCUGUAGGGGUCCUGCUGCCCCCCAGCACCAUGGCAUCCCCUCACUCAGCUGGCUAGGGCUCAGGCACUGGCCUCACAGCCAAUAGGGCAUGAAGCCUGCCUGCUUACGGCAGCCCCGUGUGAAGGCAACAGGGCACACAGGACAGCUCCAACACCUCCUACCUUCGGCAGCAGCUGCAGGGUCGCCCCCACCACCUCAUAGUUGCCUCCCUCUCCCCCCACAGCAUCUCUCAUGCCAGAGAAACUGGAGGAGCUUUUAACAAAUGUGAACGGUUCCAGGAACCAGGCAGGAGCGGUGCCACGGGCAGCCAGGGCACCCCCCGGGCAGCCAGGGUGCCCCCCGCCCCGGCCCCUGUACAUAGUGUACAUAAUACAGUCGUGUAUUUUUAAAGUGAUCAUAUUUAUGUUAAUAGAACCAGAUGAAGUCUAUAUAUAGAGAUCUAUAUCUAUUCUGAGAGCUGCAGGGCUCUGCUAGCACCGGGCCGGGGCAUGGAGAGCAGACACAGGCUGCUCCUGCACAAGCGGGCACCCAUCCACUGCCCACCCAAAGGCUGCAGCCUUCCCCAGCCACCAGCACCCCUGGGAAAGGGCCAGGCCACAGGUUCAGCCUCUUCUCAAUUUAGGAGUUUUCAGGGAAAAGAAGUCACAGACUAUUCUGAACUUGUUCCACAGCAGAUUUGAGCUUCCACUCAGAGUGCAGCCUGCUAAGAGUUGCCCUCUCCUGGCAGUGCUGGCUGCUCGGUGCCAGUCUGACUGAAGUGGCAGCACUCUGCCUCCAGCCAGAACCGAGCUCCUGUGCUGAAGCACUCCCCUCUGCCCCCCAAAGCCACCCACACCUCAGUGGGCACUACAUGACCUGCAGUCUCCCCAGCUGGAAUAGAGGGAGUGGUUACUGCUGCAGUCUCCCCACGGGCGGGCCUGGCCGGUGCCAGUGUCCAGCUGCUGCUGGUCCCUCCUACCAGCUGAGUAUGGCUCCCAAGAGCUGGGAAGUCCCUCUGCACUUCAGGCCCUGCUCCCUCUUCCACUCCUCCAGGGCCAGGCCAAAGCUACAUUUGGCUGCUUGGAUACAAGGCAGUGAGGCUUUUGGUGGUAGUUGGGUGUUUUUUUUGCUUUAAGAUACUCCUUGGACACUCGCCCAGACCAAAACCAAGUCCCAGCUGCACAUCUGUGCCUGCUCACACCUUGCUCCUACAUUGCCAUCCCUCCCAAAGUGCCUCCCUUCUCUCCAGCAGCAGACCCAGACCCAGACAGACUUUCUGCCGCUCGGCUCAGCUCCCUGCGUGGCUGCACUGCUCUGUGCCGCAGGCUCUCCUCAGGAAGUGAGUUCCAGGAGCAGGGCGAGCUCGGUGUUUGCAGAGGUACACAGGUACAGGGCAGCAGGAGUGGCACUGCAGGGCAGUGGGAACACAGCCAGGCAAGGCAUGCUUCUGCGCUGAAGGUUUCGCAUCACUGCCGCCCCAGCAUCCCCAGUGCAUCCCCACGCCCCUCUGCACCACUCUCACCCCCUCCCCGGUAAAGCCCAGUCCCAGCUCCCCCCGGGGAGCAGGCAGGCAGGCGAGCCCAGCCCAUCGCUGCUACCAAAAAAAAAAAGGCAUUCCCCUUCUUCAUCCUCCAGCAAGGGGCAGGGGCACAGCUCUGUCCUGCACCCCCUGCCAGGCAGUUUGCCUGUGGCAGAACGGUGGCAGCUCCGCAGCGAGCUCUCAGGCGGGGUGCAGAGGACCAGUCUUAGCAGACAGCACUGCAUGUUAGUUUACAAACCCAGCCCUGCACGUUCGGCCUCUGCGAGUGUUUGGUUUCCCCUGGAGCACCUUUCCGCCGUUCCACCCUGGUGAAGACAGCGUCCUCCUGCGGUCGUUGUGCGAGCUCCUCCCUGGCACAUGCGCAGGCAAGCUUUUGGUUUUCGUUCCAGACAGGAAGGUCUUGACCUCCAGGUGGGUUUUGCAGGCAGGCUGCUGCCGAGAGCAGAGCUGGGUGCCAGGGUCGUGGGCUGGCAGCGUGGCCUGCGGCAGGCGGGGAGCACACGGAACCACGGCCGGACGCCGCGUUGGUAUCCCUGCCGUGGGAGCACCGAGCUGCCCGCUCCCCCCGGCACAGGCGCAGCACCUCAGGGCACUGUGGCCACAAGCCAUCAGUCAGCACUCACAGGAGGUGCCCAGCCCAGCCUGGGCAGCUGCGGGUCCGUGGCUGGAUGGCAAGAAGGACGAAGGCACUGCACAAGGGUAGGAGUUGCACUAGAAGAGUCAAGACCCUCCUCUGUGUAGCAGGACUAAAACCCAGCAGCAAGCCCCCAGGGUCUGCUUGCUGCUGGGGACACCACUCCGCGCUCCACGUGCAAUAUCUGUUCUGAAUGUCCCCACAGUCGGCUCAGUCGAUGCUCUCCGACCCACCGUAGCUUAGAUGUUCUCCGUACAUUCAAGUGACUUUUCUUCCAGUGCAAUAUUUCAAUAGACAUGUAGUGACCUUAGUAACGCUUCCUGUGUUAGAGAAUCUGUGUGCAGAGCAAUGCAAUUCAGUUGAAAACCCCUUGUAAAUAAAACCAGGCUGGGAACCCAAAAAAAAAAAAAAAAAAAAAAAAAAAAAAAAAAAAAAAAAAGGAACCCCAGCCCCACCCCCACCCCCAGUAUUAAGCUUGCAUUUAAUUUCCGUGGGUGUUUGAGUAUCGUGUGUUAGGCCCCCAUGCAGCUCUGUGUUCUCUGUGCAGGUACCAAUGGAGGAGAGGCUCCUCGGCUGUUGAAUGCUCCCUGUUAAUGCUUUACUGCUUUACCUGUAUCCAUUUUUCUAGACUCCUGUCUGCACAAAAUGCAAUAAAUGAUUUUAUUACACCCUUCA
This is a messenger RNA of Pogoniulus pusillus (Red-fronted tinkerbird), 7435 nucleotides long. RefSeq names its product solute carrier family 12 member 5 (gene SLC12A5). Gene Ontology annotation, molecular function: potassium:chloride symporter activity. The transcript has 26 exons. NCBI's taxonomy places the organism in Eukaryota, Metazoa, Chordata, Aves, Piciformes, Lybiidae. Gene Ontology annotation, biological process: chloride transmembrane transport; chloride ion homeostasis; chemical synaptic transmission. Gene Ontology annotation, cellular component: plasma membrane. The coding region runs from base 85 to 3417 and encodes 1110 amino acids. The record is from RefSeq and is a predicted model, not a curated record.